Messenger RNA from Sorghum bicolor (sorghum), 1248 nucleotides. Its product is annotated as MADS-box transcription factor 56. The coding region runs from base 88 to 1068 and encodes 326 amino acids. Gene Ontology annotation, biological process: positive regulation of transcription by RNA polymerase II. Gene Ontology annotation, molecular function: DNA-binding transcription factor activity, RNA polymerase II-specific; cis-regulatory region sequence-specific DNA binding; protein dimerization activity. The transcript has a single exon. The record is from RefSeq and is a predicted model, not a curated record. NCBI's taxonomy places the organism in Eukaryota, Viridiplantae, Streptophyta, Magnoliopsida, Poales, Poaceae.
UACCAGCAUCAGCAAUCAGCAGCGAACAAAUUUCCAUUCUUGCAUCCCGUCGUCUUCCAAUCCUCACCCACCUAGCUAGCUAGCGCCAUGCCUCGUAAUCACGGGAAGGUCAAGAUCCAAUGGAUCGUCCAGAAAGCUGCGCGGAACGCGACGUUCCGGAAGCGCUGCGCCACGCUGCUGGAGAAGGCCAAGAAGCUCUCCGUCCUGUGCCAAAUCCCAGUGGCCAUGGUGGUGUACGGCCCCGAUAACGCCGAGCCGGCGUUCUGGCCGGAGAAUCUUGACGAGGCCAAGGGCAUCAUGCGGAGCUAUCUAGAGCUGCCUGAGGCCUCCAAGGAGACGCAAAGGCUGAACAACGAGGGCUUUCUGCGUAAUGCCUUGAAGAAGAUGCGGAAAAGGUUUGAGACCUACAAGGCCACCGCCGGCCAGCUCGAGGUAAACCUCAUCCUCAACGACGUCAGCCUCGGCCGCCGCAGCAACCUCGACGACCUGGCCCCUGAGCUCGCCGCCGCCGUCAGGUCCAACGUCGCCUUGCUCAGGAGCUCCGUCAACGAGCGCGUUAACUCGCUCACCUCGGCCGCAGCGGCAGUCGUUCUGCCACCGCUUGCACCGGAAGAAGCUGUGGCGGCGAUGCCUGUACCAUCGCAGGAGGAGCCACUGAUGGUGGCGCCACUUGCUAUGGCGCCGCCGAUGGUGGCGAACUCGCCGCUGUUUGUGCUGCCGUCGCCGCCGCUGGAUCCCGAUGUGCUGCUGGUGCCACCGCAGGAGCCCCUGAUGGCGCCGUCGCAGGAGCCACUCAUGGUGCCACCAUUUGCGAUGGCGCCACCAGCUGAUGUGCCGGUGCUGGUGCCGGUGCCACAUACGCUUCAGGCAGCGGUGGGGGAUCCUCUUGCCCCUGCUGCUGGUGUGGGUGUUGACGAUGACGACGGUUUUCCCCGGGAUGGAAGCUAUCUUCUUGAGGUGGCGGACGCCAUCUUGGACGAUGACAGUGGACGCCAGGCCACUGAAGAGGACGUCGACCGUCUGCUCUGGGAGCACGGCCUCGAGAGCUUCAUCAAGCCCAAGCCCUAAAGGGCUACCUGUUCAGGGGCAUGCAUGAAAUAAAAUUUAUCUUAUGAUUUGGUUUGUUUGAUUUCAAUUGUUGUGUCAGAUGGUAAGAGUAUCGUCAAGGUUAGGGUGAAAAGUGUCAGGAGUCCUCUGUCGAGUUAUUAGUCCUUAGACCAGGGCUAAAUGUAUCCAAAAUUUGAAUAU